AUGUACGUGGUGCAAUACAAGAGGUCCCGUAGAGAUUUAGUUAACUCGUUUCCCAAUCGCAAGGCAAAAGUCCAGGAGAAAUUAGGGAUGAACAAAUAGCGCUUAUAUGACCUACCUGUGAUUCUACUGAUGUCCGAGCAGCGUAGGGUGUUCUAUCUCUCCUGUGGGUAUCACGCUCAACCUCAAUUUGGUGGCCAUCUUGUGUAUCGGGCAACACAUGCUGAGAUGUGUAGUCUUGGUUUCAUCCAUGUUGAAUGACAGCGUCAAGAGAGGUGGAUUUUUCAGAUUUAAGCGGCUUGAUGUGAUUGGCUGUGGGUCAACAGUCCUCCUACGAACUUCCGCUGUCCGCAGGUGCUGUUGUUUCUCCGUGGUGCGCUACAUGACAGCUAGCUGUGCACCUUGCUUGAUGACAAGGGGCUCUAGCUGCUGCUGCUGUUGAGUGUGCGUGCGUGCGUGCGUGCGUGCGCGUGUCCGUGUCUGCGUCGCUCCCUCAACCCCAGCACACGAAAUCGCACCACACCAGUACGGAGACAGGAAAUGAUUACUGUACACUGGCCGACGACAGCGUCUGAACGAAGUGCUCUUCGCGUUUCAAGCGUUCGGGAGAGA
Messenger RNA from Ectocarpus sp. CCAP 1310/34, 609 nucleotides. Lineage: Eukaryota; Phaeophyceae; Ectocarpales; Ectocarpaceae. The record is from the annotation of a GenBank genome assembly.